This is a messenger RNA of Sitophilus oryzae (rice weevil), 1127 nucleotides long. RefSeq names its product protein FAM177B. The record is from RefSeq and is a predicted model, not a curated record. NCBI's taxonomy places the organism in Eukaryota, Metazoa, Arthropoda, Insecta, Coleoptera, Curculionidae. Bases 214 to 675 code for a protein of 153 amino acids. The transcript has 4 exons.
CACAUUGACAUUGACAGCGAUUUGUUUUGAUAUUUACAUGAUAUUUACUUUUUACUUAUUUACAUUUGAAAAUUGAAGAAAAUACCUAGAAUUUAGAUAGUGUUUAAAUAUUUGGUGUUUACUUAAGAUAAAUUAAAUAAUAUAAAUCAAUACCACGAUAGCUUAUGUGUAUGUCUUACCAUUUUUCAAUUAUUAUAGUGUAAGGGAAGAAAAAUGGUUUUAAUUCGACCAGAAGAUUACGCCGGAGACAAUGCAGACAAUAUAAGUCAAGUUUCUUACAGUGUUAAGACACCCAAACGCGUACUACAAUUUUCUGAUGGAGUGUUGGAAGAAUAUAGUACGGAUGAAGAGGAACAAGAAGAAAAUAAGAAGACAGAAAUUAUUAGUGCAGCGGACAACUUACCGUGGUCAACCUGGCUUUUUUAUAAGGCGCUUUCAGCAGGUAAUUCAUUUCUAUCGGUAAUAGAUUAUUGUGGCGAUCAUUUGGCUUGGUUCUUUGGCAUUACAACACCAAGGUAUUAUUUUGAAUUAGAAGAGUAUAAAAGACGACAAGAACUUGAAAAGAAGCAAGCUGAAAAGGAAAAAGGAUGGUGUGAUAAUAAAGAAACAGUUCAAAUUGAUGAACCAUCAACAAGUGGUUUUCUUACGAAACCCAAAGAGAAUAUCGAAGUUUGAUAUGAUUAAUUUGAUUGUAUUCCAGUUUUUAACAAUUAUUUAACAAUGUUAUUAUUUUUGUACUGAUAACUGAAUAAGAAAUAUUUAGGAAACUAAAAUACUGGUAUACUUCUAAUAAAUAUAUAUUUGUUUAUACUGGAAUGAAUUACAUUAGUCAUAUCCUGACCAAUAUAAAUAUACGACUCUAUGAUCGAAAAAAAAACGGCGUCAGCGAUGGCUAUGAAAUGAUUGUAUGGAGAAUGUCAUCGAUCGUCAUUUCCUAGCCAACUGGACGCCAAAUUUUUCGAUUAUAUGGUAUAAUACUUUAACAAUAAAAUAUGAAAUAUAAUGAAGUUGAUUGUUUAUUAUGAAGUAUCACAGUAUUUACACAGAUUAUAAUGUAACUUGAAAAUGUGAACAUGUGUAUAUGUAUUACACCUAUGGCUGUUAAUAAAAUUUAAAAUGUUGGUAAA